UAAACCCUAAAUACCAACUCACCAAAAAAUAAACUCAGGCCACUUUUGCUCGUUUUUGGUUUAUUUUAUUUUUUAAUUUUAAUGGACCCUCCACCAUCUACUCCUCCUUUUCCUCCUACCAAAAACAAGGAUGAGUUCCAGCGUAGAAGCACUGAGGAGGAGCAGGCCCAGAGCCGAGAUCGCCGGGCCUCUGUGCACUAUGCCACAAUCGGAGAGUUCCUGGCCAGCCUCAAGAAUGUCCAGGACAAGGCUCUGGGCCUGGAGGACUAUCUGAGGGCUGUCAGGUGUCCGGAGCAACAGCCACUUGGGGAUGGAGAUCCCGUUAGGGAGAGUCAGGAGCAGGGCAAGAACUAGGCGGGCAUUCUCUGAGCUCGCAUUUUACUUUCAUGAUGAAUAAUGCUUAAUUUUAAUUAAAAUUUUCAAGUUUA
Molecule: messenger RNA, 428 nt
Organism: Drosophila kikkawai
Lineage: Eukaryota; Metazoa; Arthropoda; Insecta; Diptera; Drosophilidae
Source: RefSeq, a predicted model, not a curated record